AUGUGGAAAUUGGAUAUACUGUACCUUACCCAAGCGCCAAGAUUAACCUCGCUGUCCUCAUUUCACAAAAUGGCAGGCAGAGAGUAUUGGCGGAGUAUUGGCAUUCAUAACAAUUCGGUCCCUCCCCGCCGGCCCGACGAGAUUCUCCUUUCCCCAGCGCAUUCAUCUGCCGCGGCACCUAGCAUCCAGCAGACAUUCGCCGCGGCACCUAGCAGUCAGCAGACAUUCGCCGCGGCACCUAGCAUCCAGCACACAUUCGCCGCGGCACCUAGCAUCCAGCACGCCGUCGCCGGCGAGGGAUGUAUCCGACACUAUUGA
Molecule: messenger RNA, 318 nt
Organism: Pseudogymnoascus destructans
Lineage: Eukaryota; Fungi; Ascomycota; Leotiomycetes; Thelebolales; Thelebolaceae
Exons: 1
Coding region: 1-318 (105 amino acids)
Source: RefSeq, a predicted model, not a curated record